AUGAUGAUGAAGUGGACUCUCCUCGUGGCCGCUGCCGCUUCCUUGGUAGCCGCUGCUCCCAUCACCCCCAACGGCCCUUGCGCCGAUUCUAAGGUCGAUGCCAUCCUCAAGGGCGAAAUGGAUCCUUCAGAGUGCUGCUCUUACGGGGUUUGCAAGGGCGAUGUGGUCGUCUCCGUUGGCUAUUAA
Molecule: messenger RNA, 186 nt
Organism: Ilyonectria robusta
Lineage: Eukaryota; Fungi; Ascomycota; Sordariomycetes; Hypocreales; Nectriaceae
Exons: 2
Coding region: 1-186 (61 amino acids)
Source: RefSeq, a predicted model, not a curated record